AUGGGAGCAAGUCAAAGCAAGAAGACGGUAAAAAACCGUCAACUAAGGGAAGGAAAAGGAAAGCCACGCCUCAAUUCUCAGAGAAAGACAGCAAGAAAAGUGGGAAUCCGCGGAAUCCUUGGAGAUUCAUAUGUAUACACGCUGGGAGAUUCAAAGAAAUAUCUGUCAGAGCCAAAAGGUGGCGAAGACUUCAAUCAAACCAGAGCAAACAUCAGAUAUGGGGAAAGGUCACACUCCUUGCCAGUGCCAGUGCAGAGGAAUAAACAAAGGCUGCCAAGAGUGACAAGACUGACCAGUGUUCAUGACUCAAUGGGAGAUAUGGUAGAGUUAUACUGGGCAGCACAAGCACCGACAAACAUAGAGACAACAUGUGACAAUCCGACACAAGCACAGCAUUCUACUCUUACACGUUGCUCGGGGCUUGGUGACAAGGACGACUGCAGAGAAUUGGCAAAUGAAUUUCAAAACAAACUCAUACGAGUCAGCAGGUUGUCGAUGGAAGAAUAUGACUUCAUCAUACAAAAAGGGAACAAGACAAGAAACAUACAGCCAGUUACAACAGAGCUUAAUUGA
Molecule: messenger RNA, 573 nt
Organism: Corticium candelabrum
Lineage: Eukaryota; Metazoa; Porifera; Homoscleromorpha; Homosclerophorida; Plakinidae
Exons: 1
Coding region: 1-573 (190 amino acids)
Source: RefSeq, a predicted model, not a curated record